ACUCCAAAAUGUGGUGGCUUUUAGCAGCAGCAUGCUGUGUGCUUCUUCCUGGACCCAUGUGUGGCUAUAAGCAAGAGAGCAUCACAAAUCCUGAAGCCAAUAUGAACAUUAGUCAACUAAUUUCUUACUGGGGCUAUCCUUAUGAAGAAUACGAUGUUGUAACAGAGGAUGGUUAUGUCCUUGGGAUUUACCGGAUUCCCCAUGGCAAAGGAUGUUCAAGGAAAACAGUUCCAAAAGCAGUUGUGUAUCUGCAGCAUGGCUUAGCUGCAUCUGCCACCAACUGGAUUUGCAACUUGCCCAACAACAGCUUGGCUUUUCUUCUGGCUGAUAGUGGUUAUGAUGUGUGGUUGGGGAACAGCCGAGGAAACACCUGGUCCAGAAAACACCUGAGGUUGUCCCCCAAGUCACCUCAAUAUUGGGCCUUCAGUUUGGAUGAGAUGGCUAAAUAUGAUCUUCCAGCCACAAUUAAUCUAAUCUUGGAGAAAAGUGGACAGAAGCAACUCUUCUAUGUGGGCCACUCACAGGGUACCACUAUAGCAUUCAUAGCAUUCUCAACAAAUCCAGAACUGGCUAAAAAGAUUAAGAUAUUUUUUGCACUUGCUCCAGUGGUCACCGUAAAGUACACUAGAAGUCCCAUGAAAAAAUUAACCACUCUUUCCAGGCAAGCUGUCAAGGUAUUGUUUGGUGACAAAAUGUUCUCUUCUCACACAUUGCUUGAACACUUCAUUGCCACCAAAAUGUGCAGCCGGAAGGUAUUUCAUCCUAUAUGCAGCAACUUCAUGUUUUCUCUAAGUGGAUUUGACCGCCCAAACUUAAACAUGAGUCGCUUGGAUGUUUAUAUGGCACACAGUCAAGCAGGAACAUCUGUUCAGAACAUGCUGCACUGGGCCCAGGCUGUCAAUUCUGGUCAAUUCCAAGCUUUUGACUGGGGCAAUCCUGACCAGAACAUGAUGCAUUUCAAUCAGCUUACGCCGCCUGUGUACAACAUCACUAAGAUGCAGGUCCCAACAGCAAUGUGGAGUGGAGGACAGGAUUUUGUGGCAGAUGCCAAGGACACUGAAAAUCUGCUCCCUAAGGUCACCAAUCUUAUCUACUACAAGAAGAUCCCACACUACAAUCACUUGGAUUUUUACCUUGGACAGGAUGCUCCCUUGGAAGUCUACCAAGACCUCAUUAGAAUGAUGGAAGAAUAUUUGCAAAAUUAAAGGCACUCUCUUUCUACAA
Molecule: messenger RNA, 1224 nt
Organism: Phodopus roborovskii (desert hamster)
Lineage: Eukaryota; Metazoa; Chordata; Mammalia; Rodentia; Cricetidae
Gene: Lipk
Product: lipase family member K
Exons: 9
Coding region: 9-1205 (398 amino acids)
Cellular component (GO): intracellular membrane-bounded organelle
Molecular function (GO): hydrolase activity, acting on ester bonds
Source: RefSeq, a predicted model, not a curated record